GCAGUCACUGGCUGAAUCUCUGUGUAUCGCUGCCUCCUCGACACGUGGGUGGGUGUAAUGUUGUAGCAAUCCAGUGGUGACCAGCGACACAAAGAGAAGGGAGAGAGAGAGUUGGGGACGGGCUGUUCCCGAGCACCAAAGAAUCGGGCCAGUAAAGUGGAGAGGACGGGAUGAACUGCCCUGGGUGACCUGCGCAUGGUGUUCGCCUCAAGAUGAGAAGUUGGGAACAUAUUUACAACGAGAAGGAGAUGUUUUGACUCAACAUCCGACGGCUGAGGCUCUCCUUCUGCUCCGCUGGGCUUCUGGUGAAGUUUGAGUGUGAAUGUGCUUCUUGGGCAGCGAGAGGCUGAAGCCGACGGGAGUGUGAAGAGGCGGCCAGCGAGCGGCGGAGACCGGUCAGCGCCACAAUGAUGGUCCCGGGAGUGUCCCUGCUCCUAGCUCUGGUCGAUCACGUCCUGGUAGAUGACAUCACAACACCUGAUGACUGCCUGUCAGCAGCCAAGCAGUGCACCUUGGACCCCGACUGCAACACCAGGUUCCACACGCUGAAGCAGUGUGCAGCUAACAGUGGGGUGGGCUCCCUGCAGCCGGCAGCCAGGAAUGAUUGCAUGAUUGCUGCAUUCGCUCUUCAGUCCCACCAGCUCUUCACUUGCAAGUGCAAAAGGGGAAUGAAGAAAGAGAAGAACUGCCUGCGAAUAUUCUGGACCAUGCACCAGAGCCACAUCCCAGGUUACAAUGAGUUUGACACAUCACCCUAUGAGUAUUCAAUGUGGGAUCCAUCGUGGUAUUUGGACUAUGGUAGACUUGCUUCUCUGGUAUCAGAAGGGACAAAAGUUCAACCACCAGCCAGUGUCAACCACUGCUUAGAUGCUGCCAAAGCCUGCAACGUGGAUGAGAAUUGUAAACAGUUCCGCACUGACUAUGCCAAGAACUGCCUCAAACCUGCCUCCAAGUUUGGUUGCAACAGACAUAAGUGUCACAAAAGCCUUCGGCGCUUUUUCGACCACGUGCCAGAGGAAUACAAAUACCCAGUCCUUUUUUGUCCCUGUGAGGACAGUCGAUGUGCUGAACGCAGGCGCCAGACCAUUGUCCCUGCUUGUUCCUUCGAGGAAUCAGAGAAACAGAAUUGCCUAAAGCUGCAGGAUAUGUGCAAGGAAGACAUAAUUUGCAAAUCUCGACUGGUGGAUUUUCAGACUAAUUGCCAGCCAUCCAAGAAGUCUGCUAGCUACUGUUUUCGGGAAAACUAUAAUGCCUGCCUUCAGUCAUACACUGGCCUCAUUGGUACCAUUCUGACACCAAACUAUGUGAGCAACAUCAGCUCUGACGUCUCCAUAUGGUGUACGUGCGCCAACAGUGGCAACCAGCAUGAAGAGUGUGAGAACCUCCUGAGCCUUUUCACAAGCAACAACUGCCUUGGGAAUUCUAUCAAUUGGUACACCAGUUCUGCACUGUUUCGCACAUCGAAUAAUGAAUACUCUGUAGUAACAACCACUCAACAGUUAUCUUUCAACUUCCCAGAAAAGGAUGAGCCAAACAACGAUGCCAGUCCAUUAGUCAAAUUGGACACAAAUAAGGAUUGUGAUCGUGGUGGCAAGCUGAAGGCUUCUCAAGAAAAGUCGAUGUCUGAGAAAAUAACUGACUGUAAUGCAAAUUCAGGAUCUAACACCCAGAGUCUCUCUCUAAUAAUAUCCCAUGCUAUCACAUCACUUUACAUCUUCAUAGCCAUUGUAGAAAAUGCCAUUUGAAAGGAAGAAACCAAGACUUUUUAUAAAGACAGAAGGAGAGUCUGGUUUAUAACCUUCUUUGUCUCCCAUACUAAUUGUGCUUGCUUUUAAAACAACAAACAAAUGCCUGAAACACAGCUUGAACUGAGAAAAUAGUUUGUAAAAAUAGCCAAUCGAUUUGACGUUGCUAAGGUAUUAACUAGAAAUGUAGUCGGGUUAAUCCAUUCCAGUUUAACUCUCAUAAUGGCAUGAUUCACUAAAGUUAUAACAAGCCAAAAUUUCUUUGCAUAAUUUCCAACACAACCAUUAUGAAUGUGUAACCAAUUGAAUGGAUAGUCUUACUAACAAUAAACAUUUACCACUUCCAUUUAAGUCCCUUCUUAAUACCAUUCCAGAAAGAAUAGCAUUAUGCCCAGGUACUCUGUCAGUGGGAGAUUAUGCAUUUGGGUAUUUUUCAAUUGAACCACCUCUUGUGGGACUGUAGAUGUUCUUUAACUGAUUACUUUUUUUCCAGAAGGGAGUUAAGUGGCAGAGACAAUUUGCCAACAUUUAAAUAAAAGACUCUAUGGUAUUGCAAAUUGCCUAAACAGGUAAACCUUCAUUUUGGAAUAUCACUGCAUCAACAUGAAGUCUGAAUCUCACACCCUGCAGCUGUGAGGUGUGAACACACUUCUUGCUCUGCUUGUUCAGUCACUCGGGAUCGAGGGUGACUUGCUUCCACUCUACCUUUGUGGAUUCCAAGGUGCCCGAUGAGGCCAUUGUGAGAAGCGAGACUCUUCCACAGAUGGGACAAGAGGUGGCUGGUGGCAUGAGUUGGUGGGUAGUUUGCAAGAUGGUGGCAGGGCUUCUGUGUGCACCCAAUGGACAUGAGGUUCUCAGUACCAGCCCAAAUGUUUCUUCUCCACUCUGAGUGGUCGUGGGCCAGGGAUGCCCAGGGAUCAGUGUGGAUGUUGCUUUUCUUCAAGAAGGCUUUGAGCACAUCUCUGCUGCUUUUUACGGAUGUCUUAUCAGCAGAGCAACACCAUGAAAGAUGAAUCUUAAAGGAUGGUGGUAGAGAUAAAGUAUUAAUUGUGCUACAGUAAGCAGUUGGGACCAUUUCUGGAUUUUCACAUGAAUCAGUGGAUAACUCAAUGAACCUUGUCAGAAUGAAGCACUUGAGAACUACUUAAGACAGGCCAGUUCUCACUUUAACAGAUGUGUCAUGUGGUUAAAGUAGUGGUACACAUCUACUCAUCAAGAAAUAAGAUGUAACACUUUCCAUGGCAACAGGUCAAUGAAGUGCUUUUAAAAAUGUAGUCACUGUUGUAAUAUAGGAAACCUGGCAGUCAGUUUGUGAAGAGUAAGCUCACACAGACGGCAAUGACCAGAUCAUGUUUUUGUGAUACUGAGUGAGGGGUGACUCCCUCCUCUUCAAAUAGUGUCACAGCAUAGUUACCUUGUACCAAUGUUAGGCAAGUGUCACUGACGUUGCACCUCUAUCUUAUACUAUGCAUUGUUUGUAAAUAAGUCUGAUGCUUUAAUUGUUAUAAUGAAUGAAAUUGUGGCAUAAUCUGUUGAGUAUUGUUUAAUAAGUACCCUUAGAAAUCUAUUAUUAGUAGUCUGACAGCACUGUUAUUUUUAUGUGGUAAAUGUUUUUUUGUAAUGUGACACAUGACAGCUGCUGUCAUCUUCAAAUGGUGUUGGAAAACCACUGUGAAAAAAUAGACAGCUGGACUGCAUGGCUGUGGUGAGAAAAUCAAUUUGAAAAGAAAAUUUACUGUCAUAUAUAUUUUAUCAGUGAUAACAGAUUAGAUGAUUGUAAAGCACCAGACUAAUGUUUGGAUUGAAAUGGCAUUCAUAAACUACUUAAAACUGA
This is a messenger RNA of Pristis pectinata (smalltooth sawfish), 3579 nucleotides long. RefSeq names its product GDNF family receptor alpha-4-like. The record is from RefSeq and is a predicted model, not a curated record. Gene Ontology annotation, cellular component: external side of plasma membrane; signaling receptor complex. Gene Ontology annotation, biological process: nervous system development. The transcript is spliced from 8 exons. Lineage: Eukaryota; Metazoa; Chordata; Chondrichthyes; Rhinopristiformes; Pristidae. The coding region runs from base 408 to 1745 and encodes 445 amino acids. Gene Ontology annotation, molecular function: signaling receptor activity.